UAUGUUUAAUGAUAGCUCUGUAGUUGAUUUAGCUCGCGUGGAAACGGAUCCCAACUAUUCAUCUUCUCUCAAACAACUCUAUGAGAUAUGUCCAGACCUUUGUGGAAAGAAAACACGGAAUACAUCUGAUAUUGCAUAUCUUGAAAGCCGGUAUGCAGCAGCCCUGUUUUUCAUAAUGAAAUCCUGUGAUAGAUUAAGAUUCAUAAAACAACCUGGAGACUGUAGCUAUGUGAAGGCGAUGAGGGCAAUAGAUGAAGAAUGUCAGCUUGCCAGAGAGAAACAACAACAAAUCUCCUGUUUACCAAUACAGGAUACAGUCUGGUCUUUAGAUAGGAUCUUUGACCAUACAGAAGCUGCACGCAUAGUACUAGUGAUACAGGACCGGAGUUCUCUGGUGGUAGGGUUUACAGUUUGGGAAGCAUCAGACAUCACCUUAUCUGAGCAAGUUCACAUGGCCCUGUGUGCUGCCUGUUUGUACCCUGUAGUACACAAACCCCGUCGUCCUCGUUACUUCUGUAUCAUAGACAAGGACAUUGCCAAGAACUGUACUUUAGCUGUAGACAGACUAGGUAUUACCUAUGUCAAAGAACCUAAUCUCACGCCAAUGUACCAUGUGUCCCCACACUUGACCAACACACGUAAACACAUGAGCGCACUGUUCAGGGAGUGUACUGUCUGUAGAUUCAGGGCUGAGAGAGAAAUGUUUCACACUUGUGAUGGGUGUGGAGCAAUGUUAUACUGUACCAAGACCUGUGGUGAGACUGACUGGGGUCAAGAAGGACAAACAACCUUAUACAACCACUCUAAAUGGUGUCACAGAAUCAAGACCUACAUGGACGAGGAGAAACAGCUUGUAGAUCUACCCUUCACUUUUACAACAGAGACAACGCAUCCUGAAUUUGGCGUACUUCAAUUGGAAGAAUUCCUGCAAAGAAUUGGAUUACUUGGGCAGGGUUUGUGGCAGUGGGUGUGUCCCAUGAUGUUAGGUUCACCGGUCAGCAGGACACAUGGAUCUGGUUUCUUCAAGAAUUAUGAGAACCCAUUAUGGGUAACUAAGGACAAUGCUUGUUUAACUGAGGGACACAGGGGCCUAAUACAGAACAAAAAAACUCCAUCAGAUCACCCAGAAAAUCUUGGUUCCCAUGUUCAUCAAUCAGAAAAUUCAUUGACCCAGGUGGAUCAGCCAACAUGCUCUUGUACCAUUAGAGACCAGUUGAGAAAUCCUGAUGUGCCAGGUAAUCAGUUUGGAAGUUACUUUGAAGGUCAGUCAGGAGGUCAAUGUGAAGGUCAAUGUGAAAUUCAGCCUGCAGAUCUGUUUAGAGAUCAGUUUUCAAGUCAGCCUGGUUGUCAACUUGAAGAUCAGUCUGGAGUUCAGUGUGAAGAUCAGCAUGGAAUUCAGUCUACAGAUCAUUAUGUUGGUCUAUCCAGUGGUCAAAGUGAAGGUCAAUGUGGAGGUCAAGAUACCCUUAUCACUGACUGGGCAUCCUACUACAGAUACAGAGGACUCAGUCUUGAUUCACCUAUCUCUGUACUUCUACAAUGGCCUUUGACUCUCUACUACAUAUUGACAAGGUGCCUACCAAAAGAUUAUGGUUGUGAGCUGGCCAGGGACAGACCUGUGAUUCUGGACAUUUUAGGGGUGGAACAGGAGUUAGACUUGUAUCCAGUCUUUCAGGAGCUCAGCUAUUUACUGCCUAACCAUGAAUUUGUCAUCAACAUGUUUGGAAAGAAUAUUAGCAAGGUCGUGGACAGAUGUGUGAAAGUGAUGGGAAGAGUAAAAGUGAAGGUGUAUAGAUGUUUGUAUCAUAACUACAAACAUCGCUGGAAACCUGAUGUAGCUAUAGGUUUUAAUGCAGGAAUAGCAGCCUACCCCUCAUGGAGAGAAACAAUCAGCAAACUAAAAAGUGAACAAACUCCAGCCUAUUUCACAGAUUAUUGCCACUACAGUGCUGACCUGGGUCGAGAGGUCAUGAGAGAGGGUUGUGGCCUGGAGAUAUCCUUACCCUCCCUGAACCCGUUCAGGAGUCCAUUGAGGCGUGUCUGUGAUCAGCAUCUGUUGCCAUGGUUCAGCAAUGCUUACCUCUUCCAUCUUCUCUACACUCCCAUUAAACAAUGAAACACAA
This is a messenger RNA of Ylistrum balloti, 2123 nucleotides long. RefSeq names its product zinc finger MYND domain-containing protein 15-like. Lineage: Eukaryota; Metazoa; Mollusca; Bivalvia; Pectinida; Pectinidae. Gene Ontology annotation, biological process: negative regulation of DNA-templated transcription. The transcript is spliced from 11 exons. The record is from RefSeq and is a predicted model, not a curated record. The coding region runs from base 2 to 2116 and encodes 704 amino acids. Gene Ontology annotation, molecular function: histone deacetylase binding.